Gadus macrocephalus (Pacific cod) is the source of this 4057-nucleotide messenger RNA. It is a transcript of the gene snphb, whose product is annotated as syntaphilin b. Gene Ontology annotation, biological process: neuron differentiation. The transcript is spliced from 7 exons. The record is from RefSeq and is a predicted model, not a curated record. Lineage: Eukaryota; Metazoa; Chordata; Actinopteri; Gadiformes; Gadidae. Bases 258 to 2924 code for a protein of 888 amino acids. Gene Ontology annotation, cellular component: mitochondrion; cytoplasmic microtubule.
GCAGCUUCUUCAGUGCUCUUGUAUCCCGGUAGCACAUCGCCGUCCUCUGUCUGGGCGCCCAGCGAGGAUCACCGCUCUGCGGAGUCCUUGCCGAUGAAAGUCGAAUCAACAAAAAAUAAUAAAAAUGUCAUUAUUGGACAUAGACUGCAACUGAAGAGCUGCAGGCUGGCGAUCGCUCCGGACCUGAAGCUGUGGAGAGAGAGAAGUCAGAAGAGAAACAAAGGAGCAGGAGAGGACGUGGAAAAACGUCGGGCCUCAUGUCUGCAUCUGCUCCUGCUGCUGCUCCAGCCAAUCGGAGGCCUGCUGCAGGCCCACACAGAUUCCACCCUCUGAAGAUGCAACGCAAACGCAGCUGGCAGCAAAUGCCGGUGUCUGUGUCCGUGCCGGUGUCAGACAAGAAGUCGACAGCCACCACAGCUCCAGUUGAUACUCCUGUGCCCGCUCAACCUGCGUUCGACUACUGCAAGUUCAUUGAGCUAGACUACGUCCCAAUGGAGACGGGUUACAUGGUCUCGAUGCGGCCAACAAAAGGCUAUGCGUCUUCAAAGACCCCCUCUAAAAGCUAUGCCUCCACCAAGUCACCAUCUAAAGGUCAUGGGUCCAGCAAGCCACCAUCUAAAGACUAUGAUUCCACCAAGUCGCCAUCUAAAGGCUAUGCAUCCAGGUCUCCAGAGCACCACAGUCAUUCGGAAAAAGCUCCCUCAACUCCCCGAAAGCGGCGGCCAUCAGCUCCGGCCAGUAAUAGAGAUCCGUUUGUCAAUGCCACCCACAGUAGCAGCAGUGGCUCAUGUAAGGGCAGUGACUGCAGCCCUACCAAGGGACGUCACCAGAAGUACACGUCAUGCACGGAUAACCAUGGACUCCGGCCUCCUCCCCCAGAGCAGUACCUCACCCCCCUACAACAGAAGGAGGUGUGUAUACGACACCUGCGGGCCAGGCUAAAAGAGACCAUCGACAGACUGCAGGACAGAGACACAGAGAUCGAUGAGCUUAGAGGCCAGCUGUCAAGAAUGCAGGAGGACUGGAUCGAGGAAGAGUGUCACAGGGUGGAGGCCCAGUUGGCCCUGAAAGACGCACGGCACGAGAUCCAGCAGCUCAAGGAUGUUGUUGAAACCGUUCACAAUAGCCUGAGUGAUGCCGGGGGGCUUAGUGGGGAUGAAGGGGUCCAGAAGUUCUUCAUGGAAAUUAAUGCCCAGAACCACAAGCUGGAGAACCUGCUGCUCAACAUGGAGAUAGCCCAGACUAGCAUGGCCAAGGAGGGUGAGGGUGUGCCUGUAUGCCGUGCCAGAGUCGGUGGUUCAGCCCCUGCUUCUGUAUCGGGGGAGAGUCCCGGAGCCAUUCCAAGACCUCCAUUUGGAGGAAGGGCAGUGUGUUCAUGUGAUGUGUCUCCUGCCAACUCGCUGAAACGGAGCUCCACAUACAACAAGCUGAGCGAACAAGUAUUUGCAGACCGAAGAAGAAAGGGAUCAGGGCUUCGUUGCAUGUCGGGGGAUGGCACUCAGGACAGUGACUUUGUGUGCUGCGGGGAAAGCAACAUCCCUAGCCGAGCUGACUUGCUGCUGGAGGCUGCCUUUCUGUCAGAGGAGACGGCCUCAUUGCUCAACUCUUACUCCCAGACCUUUCCCCAUUCCUUAACCCCAUCCCUUCCUGAAGGCUAUUCCCACACUCUGCCUCACACUUUACCCCACAACCUUGCCCACACCAUGCCCCACUCUUCCACCUAUGAGAAGCUGUGCACAGGGGACCGACUGUCCCCAUUCCAUCGUGCCCUGGACGGAGUGAGCAGUGUUAGCCACCCUUGCUUGUACCACCACCACCUCUACUUGCACCACCUGCGAGAGAUGGGCAUCCAGACAGAAAGCUGCCCUGUUCCCACCACAACUGGUAACCCUUCUGACCUGGACACCAUCACAGAGCAACGCACUUUCCACUCACAGGCCUGCAGUCCCACUUCCACCUGGAUGUCGGAUGAGGGUGAAGAAGAAAUGGACUCCAUUACCACAAUAACCGCAGCCAAUGAACCAAUCACUGUCUCCAAAACUCUUCUGCUUUCAGCCUUACCGCAGUCGUCCAUGAUGUCCUGCUCCAUUGAGAUUCCUCAUUACGGCAAGGGGGAAGUUGAAGGAGAGGCAAAACAGGAAAAUGACGAAAAAGAGAAGGAAACUUGUGUAUUAGAAAAACCAACAGAGUUUGUGGAGAGGUUUUCCCACGCUUCUGAGAAAGGAAUAGAUUUAGAACCAGAAAGGUUGGAUGAAAACACCUAUGUGCAAUCUCUGCAGGGAAACACCUACUCUGAAGAGAAGAAAUAUCUGGACGCGGUAGGGGGAGAUUUACCAAAAGUAGGGUGUGAGGGUAGUCUCGAAUUAGGAGGAUGCACUAGAGAAGUCCAGCCAGGAGAGAUUAGGGAGGGAAUCCCUAGUAGUUGUAGUGAGACACGGCUUGAGUUGGAGGAAUUAAAGGUAUGCCCACAGACAGAGGCAACACCGGACAAUCCAAGUAACCCAGGGAUGUCACCAGGUGUAGAAAUGCCUCAUACUUCCCAGCCAAAGAGAUGUACCACCCAAGAACAGAUAGUGGGCUUCACCAGAGAGAGGAGCCAUAUUGAAGACAGUGCAGAACUGGAUUCUGAAAAACAGGGAGCCAUAGGUGGUAAUGUAGAACCAGAACCUGCGGCAGACUCUGGUACAGUUCAGAAAAGCUACUGGAGCCGCCAUUUUCUUGUAGACCUCCUUGCGGUGGCUGUACCGAUGGUCCCGACGGUGGCGUGGCUCUGCCGUGGCCCUGUCCGCAAUGGACAGCCCAUGUAUCACAUCGGAUCCCUGCUGCGUGGAUGCUGCACUGUAGCCUUACACUCACUGCGCCGGGGGGGCGGCCUGAGACACUACCCUGCAGGCGGGGGGGACCUUGGGGGAACGCAAAUAUGAGAUAAGAGCACCUAAUAGCAUCUAAAAUACAAUAGGAACCCAGCUGUAGCAGGAUAAACUACCCUCCCAAAAAUAUAUCAUGUCUGAUUCAGCAAAUUACAGGAGUACAGGUAAUAAUGACUCACUUAGGUUAUCUGAAUGAAUCUUUGAUGUGAAAGGAAAAAUCACCCUGAACAUCGAAAAAUAUUAUAUAUUUUUGUUGUGGCUAGUUGAGUGACAUAAUAAUGAAUUAUUUUGAAGGGAAUCAAGCUAUGCCAUAAGUGAUCUUUUUCUCAGAUAAAUACUCUUAUUAGUUUCACCGUCUCUAAGUUUGGAACAGCUCAAGGCAUUAAUGCCAGGAAUGUUCUGAAAGAACUAAUAACCAGUUCUUAACUAAAGUUCCUAAAGUCUUAACUCAAAUGAAGUUUCUUCAGUUGUAAAGAGACAAGCAUAAAAAACAACCAGUUUGCAAUACAUUAUAUAGGAUUUAUUGAUUUCUAAUCUAUGAGAGUCUACCCAUUGUUAUGGCUUCAAGUUUUGGGAGGGAGAUUGUAAUGUUACCAAAUUACAGAUUGUAGUUGACACCAAUUAAAUGUUCCAAUUUGUGCCAUACACCAUGAAGCUUGAACGCAUUACUGAUACUGUUUCAACUCAAAUAGCAUUAUGUAUUGACAUUCAUAGAAGGCAAAAUGUAAACAUCUGUGCAGCUUUACCAGAUAGCACCAAUAGGUCUGUUUACCAAACAGAUGCUUGUCCAGUAGUGUGCUAGGUUAGUUUGAAAUGUUAAUCCACAACUGAAUGCAUUAAAACAUAGGAUUUAACCCCUAACCCUGUGCUGUAUAUUAACUGCAACCUUACUGCUGUUCUAGUGUCAUUUAUCUGUCACUGUGGAUGUGUCUUUUAAGCCAACUUUAUGAGAGUUAGUCAAAGUAAGUCACUGAAAUUAUAAAUUCAGCUCUUCAAUUUGGGAAAUGCUGUUUUUGUUCACGUUCAUAAUUGGAAACAGCGCACGUGUUGUUAGUGUACUAUUUGGUGGUUGUAAGCAAAUGCUUUUAUUGUAAAUAAUGGGUUGUGUUUGAUCUUAUGUGAAUGUGGGUAUAAGGAGUGUAAAUGCAGCUUUAUUAAAAUACAAAGAAUCUAUUGCAAUAUGAUAA